GUUCCCAGCCUUGACACGUAUGUAAUCCAGCCACCCAGUAACAGAUAUAGACGUCGCCAGAUUUAAAAUUUAAAUUAUUCUCGUACAAAAUUGGCCGAUGUUGCCUUCAUACACAUACUUAUAUAUCACCUUUUAAAGUUGGCAAGAAGGGUGACUGUUUACGGUACUUGCAGAUACAAGCAGAUACGUUGAAUGUUGUAUCUGUAGGAUUACAGACAACACGUGUUCACAUGAUAAAUGUUGAAUCAUGUGUUCUAUAUUUACAUUUUAUGUUUGUUGCGUAUAUUGGAAUAGCUUUGAGGUUUGUACUUCGUCAGCCGUAUACUGCUAUCAGAUAGGUGUCGUGUGACAACGCUUUAAUAGAUAUGUGGUAUUACAAGUUGACACGUACACAACAACCAUGGCGCCCGUAAACAAGUUCUGGUGUCUGGCCACCAUCACCUGUAGUAUUGCAAUUUAUUACGGAUGUAGGUUUACAGACCACCCGACCAACAGGGAACUACGGGAAUCGUACGAUUAUAUCAUCAUUGGUGGUGGCACUGCGGGUUCAGUUCUUGGGAGUCGUCUGUCCGAGGAUGAUGACGUCACAGUGGCUAUCCUUGAGGCGGGAGGAGCGGCGGACAACGACCCACGCGUGACCAUCCCGUACUAUUUCCCUAGUCUACAAGGGACGGAGCUCGACUGGAAGUUCUAUACAACUCGUCAACAACAUGCAUAUUUUGCAAUGAAAGACCAAGUCGGAUAUAUACCUCGUGGAAAGCUUCUAGGCGGUUCUAGUAACCUUAAUGCCAUGGCGUAUAACCGGGGUGGGCGUGACGUGUACGAUAAAUGGGCGGCUGACGGAUGUGACGAAUGGAGCUAUGAUGACGUACUUCCGUAUUUCCUGAAGUCAGAAGAUAUUCAGAUGACAAGUUUGGAAAAUUCAUCAUAUCACUCCCGUGGAGGUCCACUGCCUAUUUCUGAGGCCAAAGUAACGCCACUCGUAGAUAUUUAUGCUGAGGCCUGGAAGGAAAUAGGACACCAGGUUAUCCAUGAUCUUAACGGACCAACCCAGAACGGUUUCUCCAGCAUGCAGGCCAAUAUCAAAAACGGACAACGAUACAGCACCUCUCGCGCAUUUCUCCUUCCGGUUAUGCACCGGCAUAACUUAGAUGUCCAUACAUACAGUCAUGUUUACAAAGUAGUUAUUAAUGACGGACGGGCUGUGGCGGUAGUGGUUGAUUAUCAAGGGGAACGGCGAACCGUCAGAGCAAACAAAGAAGUGAUUCUGUCGGCAGGGGCUCUCCAAUCGCCUCAACUGCUGAUGCUGUCUGGGGUAGGACCUAGGAAGCACCUUAAGGACAUGGGGAUUCCCGUAAUUGCUGACCUUCCGGUGGGGGAGAACCUGCGAGACCAUCUGAUGUUUGUGUUCCGACAGCUAACCAACACAUCGCAUUCAACUACAGAGGAGGAGGCAGAGUCUCUUACAGAACAACUACGGUACUACGUACUCGGCAAAGGUCCUUUAUCGUAUGGAGGACCAGAGGGAUCAGCCUUCUUCCACAGUGACAGUUCAUUGGAAGGAAAGCAGCCCCCUGAUCUUCAGCUCUCUUUCUACAGCAAGUCCGCCUCAACUUCCGGAAAGAACAUGGGAGAAUACAACUUCAGGGAUGAGGUGUACCAAGCAUUGCCAGAUGGCAAACAAAGUUUUUCAUAUGGCAUUAUUCUUCUCAAACCAAAAAGUAAAGGCACAAUCCGACUCCGUUCCAAAGACCCAAUGGACCCACCGAUUAUUGAUCCAAAUUAUUUAGCAGAUUCUGGUGACAUUGAUACAUUCGUGAAAGGGAUCCGUGUAUGCGAGAGGCUGGCAGUCACGUCCACCAUGGCCAGAAUAGGAGCCAGCGCUUCCGACGCCCAGCAUCCCAGAUUCUGUAGGGAAUUUACUCCAGGAAGUGACGAGUACUGGGGAUGUAUGGUGCGACACUUGGCGUCCACGCUAUAUCACCAGGCCUCCACGUGUAGGAUGGGAUCGGUAGAUGACCCGACAGCUGUUGUUGAUUCCCAACUGAGGGUGAAGGGCGUGUCAGGACUAAGAGUAGUGGACGCGUCAGUCAUCCGGGAUCUCCAUUCCGGAUCCCCGCAUGCGCAGGUCAUCAUGAUAGCGGAGAAAGCUGCUGAUAUCAUCAAAAACGUGAACACAGUCCAAAACUUAAGAAAGAGGACUACAAUUGGAUGAUAUGACAUAUCACCGGUUUUCUAUCAAAAUUGAUAGCAAGUUGCUAUGCAAAACACAAAAACACAUUUACGAUUAAUCCCAGUAAUGUGUUUUGGGUGUUGCACUGAUAACGAUUUUACAGAUUAAAGAAACGAAGAGUUUCAAUAACAAUUCUGGUUACAACCGAAAAAGAGACCAAUAUGUUAAUAUGGGCAACCUAAAAGAUCUUACCUUCUGGAGGUGGCUGACUAAAGAGUGUGUCUAUAUGGAAAUAACGUUUAUAAGUUCCUGAACAGACCAGAUACGACGGAUCAUUGUUUCCGUUUGGUAAUAGGUUUUCAUACAUUCCUGGUGAGUCUGAAGUCGUGACCAGGGUAAAUAAAAUACAAACGAAACGAAACAUAAUUAUGUGGUUAGCAUUUAAUACAGACGAACAGCAAUACUAAGUGGAUAUAAAGGAUACCAAUAUAAUGACUGUUUAGAUGUAAUACAAUAUGAUCAAAGCUAGAUGUUAAGCAUCAUCAAAACAAUGUAAUAUCUCACCUAUUAAUAGUUUAAAAAUAUUCUGAAAAGUACUGUAUACCGUUAUGUUUAGGUAAUGAUAUUUUUAAGUAAGCUGAAUCCAGGUUAUACAUACUCUGUGAACAAUUCUAGUCUAAAAUAUAAUACUACAGAAAUGAUAAUACCCGACGAACAACAGUCCAAACUGAUCAAAGCCGUAGAUUGUUCACACCUGGGUUGGCUAGGAGGUUGGUGGCAUUUUAUCAGCACUAAUGUUGAGCUACUGUACAAUAUCGACCGACGUUUAUAGACAGUUGUUAACCGUUUUAUUAAACUGUAUUGUGUAUCCCAAAACAAUCCAAAAAUACUAAUGUAGGUUAUGCAGGUGUAACGGUUAUUCAAUAGGACAUAGUUUGAACUGCUAUUGUUGAGGCAAGAUUCAAAAUGCAAUCACUUGAAGCUAUUAUAGAAAGCAUUCUGACUGUAUUAUAAUAAAAUUAAAAUAUUAUUCAAUAAUCUACAAGAUAUGCUCUUGAUUAUAAGUGAAAUAUAUUUAAUAACGUACAAGGUAUGUUCCUGAUUACAAUAAAAUAAAAGAAAUAAUGUAUAAUAUACUAUAUGCUCCUGAUUACAAUAGAAUACAUAUAAUGUUGAGCAAUGUGUUAUCAUGAAUACAAAGAAAUGCAUUCAAUAAGCAAUGUACAAGGUGUAUGCUCUUUAUUAGAAGUGAAAUGUAUUUAGUAGAUUACACUGGAUGAUUUGUUUUACCAAUGAAACAUAAUUAUAUAAUAAAGUACAAUGUAUGCUCCUGAUAACAAAUGAAAUAUAUUCAAUAAUGAAUAUGGUAUGCUCCACUGUUACAAAUAGACAAUUGAUAGAGAGCUACCGACAUAUAUGCGUAUGAAAUAAUGUCUAUUUAUUCCAGAAAACUUUUUCUAGCCAAUAUUUAAGACUGGAGUUUUAACCCUAUGGUCUAAAGAAAAUUUUCUGUUUUGCCACUUUUAAAUACACACUUACACAGUGCUGUAAAUUGUCUUAGAAUUAUAUAAUUACUCUAAUUAAAUUGAAAUGAUUAUUUCCUAUCCUGAAUAGACCUAUCUUUUCAGAUUACACUUAAUUUUUGUAUAGGUUUUUUUCCCCAAAAUAUUUAUUGUUAAUAUCUUAGAUACAAAGGAAUUGGGCAACAGGAAAAGCCUA
Molecule: messenger RNA, 3892 nt
Organism: Mizuhopecten yessoensis (Yesso scallop)
Lineage: Eukaryota; Metazoa; Mollusca; Bivalvia; Pectinida; Pectinidae
Product: L-sorbose 1-dehydrogenase-like
Exons: 11
Coding region: 401-2215 (604 amino acids)
Molecular function (GO): flavin adenine dinucleotide binding; oxidoreductase activity, acting on CH-OH group of donors
Source: RefSeq, a predicted model, not a curated record